This is a messenger RNA of Suricata suricatta (meerkat), 957 nucleotides long. RefSeq names its product olfactory receptor 13C2. The record is from RefSeq and is a predicted model, not a curated record. Gene Ontology annotation, biological process: G protein-coupled receptor signaling pathway. Gene Ontology annotation, cellular component: membrane. The transcript has a single exon. The coding region runs from base 1 to 957 and encodes 318 amino acids. NCBI's taxonomy places the organism in Eukaryota, Metazoa, Chordata, Mammalia, Carnivora, Herpestidae. Gene Ontology annotation, molecular function: G protein-coupled receptor activity; olfactory receptor activity.
AUGGAAUGGGAAAAUCAAACCAUUCUGGUGGAAUUCUUUUUAAAGGGACUUUCUGGCUACCCAACGCUUGAGCUGCUAUUUUUUGUCCUAAUCUUACUAAUGUAUGUUGUCAUCCUUCUGGGCAAUGGCACCCUUAUUGUAAUCAGCAUCUGGGAUGCCCACCUUUACACCCCUAUGUACUUCUUCCUGGGGAACCUCUCCUUCUUGGACAUCUGCUACACCACCACCUCCAUUCCCUCCACACUGGUGAGCUUCCUCUCAGAAAGAAAGACCAUCUCCUUCUCUGGCUGUGCAGUGCAGAUGUUCCUUGGCUUGGCCAUGGGGACAACAGAGUGUGUGCUCCUGGGCAUGAUGGCCUUUGACCGGUAUGUGGCUAUCUGCAACCCUCUAAGAUAUCCUGUCAUCAUGAGCAAGGAUUCCUACGUGCCCAUGGCAGCUGGGUCCUGGAUCAUAGGAGUCAUCAACUCUGCAGUACAAACUGCAUUUGUAGUACAAUUGCCUUUCUGUAGGAAUAACGUCAUCAAUCAUUUCUCCUGUGAAAUUCUGGCUGUCAUGAAACUAGCCUGUGCUGACAUCUCAGGCAACGAGUUCAUCAUGCUUGUGGCCACAACACUGUUUAUAUUGACACCACUGUUAUUAAUCAUUAUCUCUUACACAUUAAUCCUUGUCAGCAUCCUCAAAAUUAGCUCUUCUGAGGGGAGAAGCAAAGCCUUCUCCACCUGCUCCGCCCAUCUGACUGUGGUGAUAAUAUUCUAUGGAACCAUUCUCUUCAUGUACAUGAAGCCCAAGUCUAAAGACACACUUAAUUCAGAGGACUUGGAUGCUACUGACAAACUGAUAUCCCUGUUCUAUGGGGUUAUUACUCCUAUGAUGAAUCCUUUAAUCUACAGUCUUAGGAACAAAGAUGUUAAGGAGGCAGUAAAACACUUACUGAGAAGAAGUGUGUUUAAAAAGUAA